UUUUCAUUUCUCUCAUAAUAUCUGUACUCUGGUUUCGUCUUUUAUCUCUUGAGUACUAAAACAUAUAGGGCUUUAAAAAGUUUGGCAUCCCUUAACAAAGACUAGAAAGUUGGUCUAGAAAGAGAAAAUGGGGAGAGGGAAAGUAGAGCUGAAGAGAAUAGAAAACAAAAUAAACAGACAAGUAACAUUUGCCAAGAGGAGAAAUGGAUUGCUCAAGAAAGCUUAUGAACUCUCAGUUCUUUGCGAUGCUGAAGUUGCUCUCAUUAUCUUCUCUAACCGUGGAAAGCUUUAUGAGUUCUGUAGCAGCUCUAGCAUGGUGAGAACACUUGAGAAGUACCAUAAGUGCAGUUAUGAUGCAUUAGAAGCAAACAUACCUGGCCAUGAAUCACAGCAGGGCAACUACCAGGAGUAUCUGAAGCUAAAAGCUAGAGUUGAGGUCCUCCAACGGUCUCAAGGGAAUCUGCUUGGUGAAGAUUUGGGACUAUUAAAUACAAAGGAACUUGAGCAGCUUGAGCAUCAGCUGGAGACCUCCUUGAAGCAAAUUAGGUCAAAAAAGACUCAGUCCAUGCUUGAUCAGCUUUCUGAUCUUCAAAACAGGGAGCAACUGCUACUUGAAGCUAAUAAAGCCUUGAGAAGGAAGUUGGAAGAAAGCAGCGCGCAAAUUCCUCUUCGACUCGCAUGGGAUGUCGGAGGGCAUAACAUUCCGUACAGCCGGCUUCCGCCUCAGUCGGACGGGUUCUUCCAACACUUGGGAUCAAACUCCACCCUGCAAAUUGGAUACAAUCAUGUGGGUGCUGAAGGGAUGAUGAACGUUGCUGGUGCCCACAACCAACAUGUCAAUGGAUUCAUUCCUGGGUGGAUGCUUUGACUAAUUAAUUAAUUGAAAUAUAAUUAAAAUUACAUAUAAUUUCAUAACCUUUUUGGGCUUUUCUAAAUUCCCCUUCUUAAUUAAUUAUCAUAUUUUCUUAUAAUUCUGGUUGUUAUCUGUGUUAUCAUAAUUUGUAAUUAUGAUUGAAGACAAUAAUUUAAUUGAUCAAGUAAAUGUAUGUAAGGUGCCAUACAUUAAAGACAGAUUUUGUAUUUACAAUUUUAUAUAUAGAUUUAUGUGACGUAUGGCUUGUAUUU
This is a messenger RNA of Jatropha curcas, 1125 nucleotides long. RefSeq names its product agamous-like MADS-box protein MADS2. Gene Ontology annotation, cellular component: nucleus. The record is from RefSeq and is a predicted model, not a curated record. Gene Ontology annotation, molecular function: protein dimerization activity; DNA-binding transcription factor activity; RNA polymerase II transcription regulatory region sequence-specific DNA binding. Lineage: Eukaryota; Viridiplantae; Streptophyta; Magnoliopsida; Malpighiales; Euphorbiaceae. Gene Ontology annotation, biological process: positive regulation of transcription by RNA polymerase II.